Molecule: messenger RNA, 2217 nt
Organism: Erpetoichthys calabaricus (reedfish)
Lineage: Eukaryota; Metazoa; Chordata; Cladistia; Polypteriformes; Polypteridae
Gene: c6h7orf25
Product: chromosome 6 C7orf25 homolog
Exons: 2
Coding region: 148-1395 (415 amino acids)
Source: RefSeq, a predicted model, not a curated record
GAAGUACUUCCCCCCUUCCGUGCCACGAAAGCCCUCUAUAUAUUUGUUAUGUUAGAAGACGAGAUGGCCUUAGUCUGCUCCUGUUUGAAUUAGCUGGAAAGUAUUUAGUGUGUAAUUCAUACACGGCAAAAGACGAAGAAUGUCACCAUGUCUGCACAAUCAAUGCUUGCUGAAAGGAUUGCAGUUGCAAAACAACUUUUGGGAAGAACAGAAAAUCUCUCCUGUUCACAAAAAGGGGGCAUAGAAGGAAGAACUAAACUUUGUAGCAAAUUAAGAGCUGAACUAAAGUUUUUACAAAAGGUGGAGACAGGUAAAGUGGCAGUUAAGGAGUCCCACCUCCAGAGUACAAAUCUGACUCAUCUUAAAGCAAUUGUGGAAACGGCUGAAAGCCUGGAAGAUAUUGUAAGUGUAUUACAUGUAUUUACAUAUAUAGAUCGUUUUGGGGAGAAGCAGACACUAGUAGUGGAUGUUGUAGCUAAUGGUGGUCAUACAUGGGUGAAAGCCAUUGGGAGGAAAGCAGAGGCACUGCAUAACAUUUGGCAAGGAAGAGGACAAUAUGGUGAUAAGAGCAUUAUUGAGCAAGCUGAAGAUUACAUUCAAGCAAGCAGACAGCAGCCUGUGCAGUAUAACAAUCCUCAUAUAAUCUUUGCUUUUUAUAAUGGAAUCUCUAGCCCCAUGGCAGAGCGGUUAAAACAAAUGGACAUUUCAGUUCGAGGUGAUAUAGUUGCUGUGAACAGCAUAAUGAGUGAUGUGAUAGAAUUGCAGUCAAAUGAUAGCAGCAGUGAGGAGGAUGAAGAGAACGAUGAAAACAGCACAGUUCCUGUAACAAAAGUGGAUAGAGACACCAUUGUAGCUAGCUUGGCUUUUCCUAUUGACUUCAAAGUUGAUGUCUGUAACAGGGUCAAUCUGGACAUUACAACCUUAAUCACAUAUGUUUCUGCACUCAGCCAUGGUGGAUGCCAUUAUGUAUUUAAAGAAAAAGUGUUAACGGAACAAGCCUCUCAAGAAAGACAUGAAAGGGUAUUUCCUAAAUUAGAGGACUUCAUGAAAGGAAAAGAGCUCUUUGCAUGCCAGUCAGCUCUUAAAGAUUUUCAGACAAUCCUUAACACAUUAGGUGGACCUGGGGAAAAGGCACGGGGUGCAGACCUUCUGCAGAGAAUCCAUAUGGUACCCGAUGAACCUUCUGAACGUGCCUUAAAACUGGUGGCAAGCUCCAAAGUUAACAGUCGCUCUGUCACAAUUUUUGGAACAGGAGAUUCUCUUAAAGCCAUUACAAUGACUGCUAAUAGUGGAUUUGUCAGAGCGGCUGCAAACCAAGGGGUGAAAUUUAGUGUAUUUAUUCAUCAUCCCAGGGCCCUUACAGAAAGCAAGGAAUGCAAAGCAACUCCUAUAUGAAUAUUUCAUCAUACAGUGGUCAUUUUUCUUCUAUUAUCUGAAAAAUUCUUAUAAUUGUUAAUAAUAGAAUGUGCAACAUGUCAGAAGAACAUUCAGAGUAUUGGACAGCCUUUAAAAUGUACUUCAGCACACAGUCUGCUCAGAGUAGGGACUGAAACUUUAGUUUGUGCAGUUGAAUUGAAACUUCUGAAAAUUCAUAUGGAAACAGGUGAAUUGUCAUAGGAGUAAAUAAUCUCACAUGAGCAUGUUAAUGAGAACACACAGGUGAAAAUUGAAAUGUGUUCCUCUGUGUAAAGUCACCAGUUGAUAAUAUGCUAAGGAAGUAAAUGUUAUGUGCUACUUUCAGUGUAAGAAAAAGAUCCAGUUUUAAUUGUUCAUGCCAACAGAAAGCAAAAUCUUUCAUUUGUGAGCUAAUGGCUAAGUGGAAUGCAUAUGGAUAACUACCAAAGAAUUUAAGAUCAUCUUCGCCACAGUGGAAUGCUGCAUUUCAAGGUGUGAUAUUUAUCAAAUGUCUAUAGCAUUUCUGCUUGUAAGAAUAAAAAGAAUAGAUUAUCUGGAAUGUUUAAUUUUAUAAAAAAUGUUUGCACUAACAAAUACAGAUUUUCAAAUUGUUGUAUUUUUUGGUCUGAUUUACUAUAUUUUUUGCAUUGAUUUUGCAUGGAAUUUCUUUUGUCUCACAUUGUUGUUUGUUUUGCUUUUACCAAACACAAGCCAAUGACAAAGGUUAUUAGUCUCACAUAAGAACAUAAAAAAUUUGACAAUUUAGAGGGGACCAUUUUUGCCAUUAGUUUUAUCUAUCUUUAUGACUUAAUACUGUUAAAU